AUGUCUUCCCAUGUCGUCGUGAUAGACUCGUCUGCUCGUCGGGCAGUGGUCAAAGUCACUCCAGGAAAAUUCCUGACUGAUGUAUUACAUGAGGCCUGCACGAAGUUCGGCGUGGAUUCGAACCAGUACACACUCAAAAACAAUAAUAAAACAUUAGAUUUAUCUCGCACAUUCCGCCUGUCCGGCCUCACAUCAGGUUCAAAACUGGAGCUCGUCCUAGGCUCUAAGUCGCCGUCGGUCGUUUCGGUCGCCUUGCAAUUACCAGAAAGCGAAGCCAAAGAUAUACCCAAUGGACGCCUUACAGACAAGUUCCCUAGCUCGACAACAAUGUGGCUUAUCCUCCGCAAAUUCGAGUCCGCCGUAGCUGGCGGAGCUCAAGUCACGAAGAAUUUUACCGCUCGUGGUAUUGCGCAGACAUCUACUGGUGGUAGUGGGGCCGGAAGAGUCUACUACGAUAGACCAAUCCUAAAUGUAAUGGGACGGGAACUUUCUUCAUUCACUGACCUUCAAAAAACACUGGCACAACUCGGAAUCAAUAGCGGCAGCGCAUUAAUAAGGCUGACCUUUAAAUCGAGCGAUACUCCUCUAGACGAGGCUAUGGUUGAUAUUGAACAGUACUUCAAGAGUAUAGAGGCAGAGGACAACCCGCAAAAGGUGGAUUCGCGCGGUGCUCAUGCCAGCGGCGCCGCUCAGUCUCAAUCAACACCAGAAACCAAUGAGAACCCUGGAAUCUCAGAAGCAAUAGCGGGCGUUGAUUCAUCUGCUGAGACAGCGGGCAUGGAGGACAUAAUAAUGCCUGACGUUGACAGUGCUCCGGACAACAUCAGCGGCGAGAAACGAAAGGCGGACGAAGUCGUUGAAGAUGGUCUUCAAAGAGGGACGCCUGAGGCACCCCAAUCAUCAGAAGCCAGCAUUUCGCAAAAUACUAUUGUCGGGCCAGACCACAGGCCGAUAUCUGUGUUUGCUGCACCAACUAGCACCAGUCCUCAAGCAUCCCACCUUCUCUACAAUGAAGGAGACUACGAGCCAACUGUUGACCACGCAAAGUUGCAUCAGGCUCGGCUCGCGAAUGAGGCGAAGAACCGGCGUCUGCUCUCUGAAGCUGAGCUUGCCGCGGCUCGACAAGCUGCCCAGCAGAAGCUAGAUGACACCGCUGAAGUCGAGCUGAAAUUGAGAUAUCCGGACCAGACGCAGAUCGUCAGUAAAUUUACCUCUAUGGAUACCACUUCUACUCUCUAUUCGUUUGUUGCCGGCACACUCGAUCAGGAGGAUCAGCCUUUUGCCCUCACAUAUUCAUUGCCACGGGGGCCCAAGGCCAUUCCCAAGGAAAGCAACCAACGACUGAUCCGCGACUUGGGUCUUACUGGCCGAGUUCUUGUCAAUUUCGUCUGGGAUGAAAACGCUAGCAGCGAGGCCAGGACACGUCCGGCCCUCAAAGAACAAUUUCGCCAACAAGCAAAGGAUAUCAAAGUGGAAGAGCCAAAGUUGUUGCCUGACGACGACGCCGAAGAAGAACGCCGGCAAAGAGCAUCUAAUGCUGCUCAAAGCAGAGCAGCGGCGAAUAAGGGCACGGGUGAAAGGAAGACCCUACCAAAAUGGUUGAAGUUGCCGGGAAAGAAAUAA
Messenger RNA from Xylona heveae TC161, 1623 nucleotides. RefSeq names its product putative UBX domain protein. The transcript has 2 exons. The record is from RefSeq and is a predicted model, not a curated record. Gene Ontology annotation, molecular function: protein binding. The coding region runs from base 1 to 1623 and encodes 540 amino acids. NCBI's taxonomy places the organism in Eukaryota, Fungi, Ascomycota, Xylonomycetes, Xylonales, Xylonaceae.